This is a messenger RNA of Neocloeon triangulifer, 1445 nucleotides long. RefSeq names its product WD repeat-containing protein 18. NCBI's taxonomy places the organism in Eukaryota, Metazoa, Arthropoda, Insecta, Ephemeroptera, Baetidae. Gene Ontology annotation, biological process: rRNA processing; DNA-templated DNA replication. Gene Ontology annotation, cellular component: nuclear pre-replicative complex. The coding region runs from base 125 to 1276 and encodes 383 amino acids. Gene Ontology annotation, molecular function: protein binding. The transcript has 3 exons. The record is from RefSeq and is a predicted model, not a curated record.
UUUUAUUUUAUAAACAUUUGGACGCACGUGUGUUUAUUUCAAUCCUCAAUUCAGCGGUGUUUCUAUAAUUCUUCAGCGAUUCUGACGCGCACUGCAAGAAUUCGGCCUUAUUGACUUUGGCAGAAUGGCCGACGUGGCCGAGGUUUUGUUCUCGAGCGAUGCCACCGGCGGAAUCACAGCGUGGGACCCACGAGCAGGCACCGCGUUGCAGUCUUACAAAGGUGCCGUGGUCGCUGCCAGGACGUUGUGUCUGCUGGGCCAAGACUACGUGCUAGGGGCUGAGGCAGGAAAAUCCCUCCUGAGGGCAUGGCCUCUUAACAGAAACGAUCAGGGUCAGUUAAAAAUGGUAAGCCCUGGAGGACCUGUGAGUGCCCUCGCCUGCAGUCCCUGUGGCAACUUCAUAGCCGGAGGAGUGCAUUCUGAUGUGGUCAUUUGGCAAACCGGCACUGGUCUGCAAGUGGCCAGUCUGCGAGGACACUUCCAGAAAGUGUCAUGCCUGGCCUUUACUGAUGAUUCGUCGCUUUUGGCCUCCUCGGCUGAGGAUGGUCACGUCAGAGUUCAUCGACUUGCUGCUGCAGUUAGCGGGAAAACGUCAGAGCUGUGGACGUUUCAGGAUCACGGAGGGGCCAUUCGUGACAUGGUCAUCGGUCGAGGUGGACUGAACAGCCUUUUGGCCUCCGUGGCCGCUGACCGCACCUGCCGCGUAUACAGUUUGGCCUCUGGCCGCCUCCUAUUGAGUUUAACCGCAGACUGCAGCGUCACGGCGGCCGCCAUCUCCAUCGACUGCAUUUAUCUUGGCCUCUCCUCUGGUCAAAUCCGUGGCCACCGACUGGCCGCCGGCCUCUCCACACCCCGUCUAACUCUCAACGGACAUGAGUCUGCUGUUAUAUGUUUGACCAUUUCAUUUGAUGGCCGCUUAUUGGCCUCCGGAGGCCAAGAUGGCCACCUGUACAUUUGGGAUGCACCCAGCGGCCAAAUGCUGCGAAACUUGGCCCACCGAGGUCCUGUUGUGGCCGCUGUGCUUACCCUGGCACCCAGGAACUUGUUGGCCGCUGACAUGCGGCCAACAGUAGUGCUCCAGCCUUUCAGGCGGCCUCUGGCCGAUGACGAAGAGGUUGUUGUAAAAGUGCUUGUGACAGAAAAAGAGGAUGAGCCUGAAGUGGAGCUCGAACCACUCGAAGCUAACGGGCGAGGGGUGCCCGAGGGAAGCGCUGCCAAAAUCAACAAGCAGUUGGUAGAGUUUUGCGUAAAAAACAUUUUACAACCAAAAAACUAGAUUUAAAAGUAAAUAAAGAUAUAAUAAUAAUUUUCAUCGAGAAACUAUAAAUAUUUUUGUUCAUUUACCGGUCACAGAGAGGGUUAUUGUAGAAAAUCUAGCUUUAAAUCAUGUUUAUUAAUGUAUCACCCAGCAUUUUCUUUAUUUAUACAAAUUGAUAAAAAAUUUC